Telopea speciosissima is the source of this 837-nucleotide messenger RNA. Its product is annotated as beta-carotene isomerase D27, chloroplastic. NCBI's taxonomy places the organism in Eukaryota, Viridiplantae, Streptophyta, Magnoliopsida, Proteales, Proteaceae. Gene Ontology annotation, molecular function: iron ion binding. The transcript is spliced from 7 exons. The coding region runs from base 1 to 762 and encodes 253 amino acids. The record is from RefSeq and is a predicted model, not a curated record.
AUGGAAGCAAAGCUUUUAUCACAGUAUAGAGGUGUUUCCUCUGUUAUAAGAGCUGGCCAGAAAGUAACACAGAAGCCAAAAUCUUCUCAAGUAAUUGUUGGAGUGCUGGCAAGACCUGCAGAUAACAUGUCCAAAUUUACCGACCCAGGAAAUGCUUAUAAGGACACUUGGUUUGAUCAUAUCGCCAUUAACCAUCUCUCUCAGACUCUCCAAUCUACAACAGGUAUUAGAAAUAACAAGAGUGGUUAUGAUAGCUUAGUAGAGGCGGCUACGGCAGCGGCGCAAAGCUUCAACCCUAAAGAGCAACAGGAAGUGGUGCUUAGAGCUUUGGAGAAAGCCUUCCCACUGCCCAUCCUCUCCCUGAUCAGGACAUUGACUCCACAGUCCAAAUUUGGGAGGGAAUGUUUUGCCAUCUUCACCACCUUCUUUUUCACUUGGCUCAUUGGAUACUGUCAGGUAAAGAAAUCAGAGGAAGAUGGAAAAACAGAGAGGAAUGUGGUCCACAUCAAGAAAUGCAGGUUUCUGGAGGAGACAAAGUGUGUAGGGAUGUGCAUCAACCUGUGCAAGAUGCCAUCUCAAAGGUUCAUUAAGGACUCCUUAGGGAUGCAAAUCAAUAUGGUACCCAAUUUCGAAGAUAUGAGUUGCAAGAUGAUAUUUGGAGAGGAUCCUCCGGCACCGGCUGAUGAUCCAGCAUUGAAGCAACCAUGCUACAAGAUGUCAUGCAAAGCAAAGCAAAAGCAUAGUAUGGAUUGCUCCAGCUAAUUAAAGGAGGAUGUAGAUGGACAACAGUUUGAAAUAUGGUUGCCUUCUGCUAAAGUACUUCUAUCUGUAAUUUUA